AUGGUUGUCGAAUUUCCGCCUUUCGAAGCUCUACCCCUCCAAAAGAGUGGCCCACCAGGAAAUGCGUGGGGCUUAUUUGGCGACGACGACGAGCUCGGAAUGCUUAACCUCCUAACACCAGAAACCACACGAGAUGCUGCUCGAGAAAUCCGAGAAGGGAUCCGCAUAGCUCUGGACUGGCCUUUAAAUAAACCAUCACAUCCAACCUUUGAACGACAACGUUUUCACCAUGCAAUAUUACAUAGGGCAGGGCCAACUUUCAUGAACGAUGAUGCCGUACAUAUGAACACCCAGAGCUCAACGCAGUGGGAUGGCUUUAGGCACUACGGCUAUCAAAAAGAGAAGAAGUUCUUCAACGGACAUACCCAGCAAGAGUUUGAGAGUAGCACCGCACUUGGACUGAAUGUCUGGGUAGAAAAGGGAGGUAUUGUAGGUCGUGGCGUCCUUUUAGACUGGGCAUCCUGGGCCGCUGAGAAUGGGAAGAGCUUGUCACCCUUUCAGACAGGAGCAGUAGAGCUCUCGCAUUUGAAGCAAAUAGUGAAAGAGCAAGACAUAGAGUUCAAACCCGGGGACAUUUUGUUCAUCCGUUCUGGCUUUUCAGCUGCAUACAACAAAUUGUCCGAUGCUGAACAGAGAGCGUUCCCCGAUCGAGAGCCACCUGGUCUUCUAGGUCUUGAGGCCACGAAAAAUGUCCUGCGUUGGAUCUGGGAGAACAAAUUCGCGGCUGUUGGAGGUGAUUCACCUAGCUUUGAGCGAGGACCUGCCACAGGUCCAUACAACGACCCAGAAACAACCCUACACCAAUGGCUUUUGGCUGGAUGGGGUCUACCCAUUGGAGAGAUGUUCGACUUGGAGAAGCUGGCCAGCGAGUGUAGGAGACUAGGGCGAUACAGUUUCUUCUUAUCAAGCGUACCCUUGCAUAUCCCGGGAGGAGUAGCGAGCCCGCCGAAUGCUAUCGCGAUAUUAUAG
This is a messenger RNA of Glarea lozoyensis ATCC 20868, 969 nucleotides long. RefSeq names its product Putative cyclase. The coding region runs from base 1 to 969 and encodes 322 amino acids. Lineage: Eukaryota; Fungi; Ascomycota; Leotiomycetes; Helotiales; Helotiaceae. The transcript is spliced from 4 exons. Gene Ontology annotation, molecular function: arylformamidase activity. The record is from RefSeq and is a predicted model, not a curated record.